AUGGUUCAAAGGUCGCGCUCAGAGGAGCUUCUGCUGAAGAAGACGAACGACGGGAAACGAGACUGUCGAAGAUACAGUCGUACUGUGGGGACGACGAGUUUUCAAAAUACGGUUUCUACAGAGAAAAUUCCUGAAAUUCAGGACAAAUGGGUGCCUUUGGGGCUAAGAAGGCAAUUGGAAAGAAGUUGCACCGAGACUGGCUCUUUCACAGCUUCGAAUUUGCUUGUAGAACGGUCAAAAACGAGUUGUGUUGGCUUCUGCGUAGGGAACCACGAAAAUCCUCAGUUUGUAGACGAGGUAUUGUCACAAGCGAGCUCUGAGGGAAUCGAAAACAGUCGGUUGGGGUUGACCACUGUAAUUAGUGUUGAAAGUUCACAGGACGACGUGGAGAACCGUACGGAGAAAGAAAUUGAACAGGCGCAAGUGACUAUUAAGCACGAAAAUGAGGGUUUUGGUGACUUGAUUUUGGGUAUGGAGUGCCAAGAAGAUAGGUCAGAUUUGAAUUUGGCUGCGCCAGAAGCGCCAGAAGCGCCAGACGUACCAGCAAGUGCUAUCCUUGACUCAACAUGCACACAACCUGAGAAUGAUAUAUCUGAGAGGGUAAACUUCUCACUGGCACCAGAUCUCGACAACGAGAACAGCAACCAUGUGAGCGUUCUUACUUUAGCUCACGAACAACUUGUACACAAACCUUUGAAGGCCUUGAUUAAUCAAACCAACAUGGAUUGCUACUGCGUUGAUUCCAGUCGCAUAAAACACAAGGCAGGGCUGUCGAAACGACACGCUUUGGCGAUUCCACAUCUACAUGCUCGGUUCCAAAAAGACUGA
Molecule: messenger RNA, 828 nt
Organism: Lachancea mirantina
Lineage: Eukaryota; Fungi; Ascomycota; Saccharomycetes; Saccharomycetales; Saccharomycetaceae
Source: the annotation of a GenBank genome assembly